Molecule: messenger RNA, 7797 nt
Organism: Macrosteles quadrilineatus (aster leafhopper)
Lineage: Eukaryota; Metazoa; Arthropoda; Insecta; Hemiptera; Cicadellidae
Product: NPC intracellular cholesterol transporter 1-like
Exons: 17
Coding region: 263-3133 (956 amino acids)
Cellular component (GO): membrane
Source: RefSeq, a predicted model, not a curated record
CUGUGUGUGUAGAUUAUCCGUGUUGGUGUUGCUGUUGCUACGACGGACUCUGUAACCUAAGCUAGCUUCUGUUGAUAAAAUAUAAUGUGAUUUAAAUGUCAUUGUCCCCCUCUUUCAAGUAAUUGUAACCACUUAAGAUAAUGGACGUUUAAACUCUUGUUUCAGACACACAAGCCUAGGUGCAGGAGGCGAUGUGUUUAUUUCAUUGUUAUUGAUAUUAUUGGUUCUUUGUGUUUAGGUUAUGUGACAUUUUAAAACAUCAAUGUGUUUUGGAAACGGUUGGUUACGAUUUAUUCGUUCAAAAACAUCUGAAAAACUUGAAUUAUGCUUUUACAAUUAUGGAAUCUUGGUGUCAAACCAUCCGUGGAAGUUUGUGUCUCUGUCGUUGCUUCUUACGUUAGCGUGCUGUACCGGUUUACUCAAUUUCCACCAAGAAAAAAAUCCGAUGAAGCUGUGGAUUCCACCAGAAUCAGAGUUUAAGAGGGACACAGAUUGGUUCAUGAGUGGGUUUGGAGAAGGGUAUCGCAUCCAAACAGUGAUGCUCACAGCACCUGAUGUACUUCAACCCCAUGUGUUGCAGCAGUUAGUCAAAAUCAGGAAUCAGGUGGUAGGAAGCUCACAAAAGAAUGUUACAUGGGAGGAUGUCUGCUUCAGGGUCCCAGUUGUUCAGAUAAACAAACGACGAAGAAGAAGUUCAAACGUCUACCUUACCGAUGACCUAGAAGAUGAAGACAGCCACUUGGACGUUGGAGGUGGUUUGUUUGAUUUUGAGCCCAGUGUACAUCUCCCAAAAACCCUUUUCUGCACUAUUGUCAGCAGUUUUAGUACAGGCUGUUAUGAGCAUAGCAUUCUAGAAUUUUGGAAGUACGAUGAACAAGAAAUCGAAAGUAUAACUAAAGAAGACAUAAUAUUUGCCCUCAAUCAGACAACAAUUAGUCCAGUUCUGGGGCUCAGUAUGGAGUACACACAUCUUCUUGGAGGGAUAGUGCGCAAUGAGUCAGGUAUCAUAGUUUCUGCCUCAUCUGUACUAAGUCAGUGGAUGGUGCAUGUUAACUUCUCUGCUGUUGAUAUGGAGUUGGUCGGCAAUGAUGGUGGCACAGCAGACUGGGCUACAGGACAAGGAAUGAUUUGGGAGCAAAGUUUUCUAGACACAAUGGAGAACGUUUCAUCAAUGAACACAGAAAAUGGCACUGAAGUCUUUUAUGAGGCCAGCAGAAGUUUUGGCGAUAUAAGCAGUGCAGCUAUGUUCCAAGAUAUACUCAAGAUAGCUUGUGGAGUGUUUCUCACCUUCUUUUUUGUCCUUUUUGUGCUGUCAAAAGUGUCAUGUUUGGAAGCAAGGGUUAUCCCAGCCGCAGCAGGUAUGGCUUGUGUGGGCUUAGCAUUUCUGUCUGCGUGUGGUCUGUGUUCGGCACUUGGUAUCUUUUACGGCCCUGUCCACACGUCACUUCCAUUCCUGCUGAUGGGAAUAGGAGUGGAUGAUAUGUUUGUCAUAAUGGCUUGUAGAAACCAUCUCACUGACAAACAGAAAAGGAACAGUCUUCCAGUACAGAUAGGUCUGGCUUUGAGACAUGCUGGAGUUUCGAUCACUGUUACUUCAUUCACUGACAUUGUGGCUUCCACUAUAGGUGGAACAACAAUUUUGCCAGCCCUAGAGUCUUUUUGCUUGUAUGCGGCAGCAGGAGUCUUCUUUACAUUCAUCUACCAGGCAACAUUUUUUGUUGCAUUUCUUGUUUUGGAUGAACAUCGGAUAGAAAAAAGACGAAAUCCUUUUAUACUCUGUAUAACUCACAAGACUACAUCUGAGCCUCACACCAGUGUGAAACACUACUCAAUGAUUAUUAUGAAUUGUAUUUAUUCAAAAAUGGUACUUACAAAACCUUUCAAAGUCUUGAUCAUCAUUGGGACAUUUUGUUUCUGCGGUUUCUGUAUGAAUGGUGUUUUUAGUCUUCGUCAGCAGUUUGAUCCCAAAUGGUUCCUCCCGUCCAACAGCUAUCUUGUUCAGUACUUAGAUGCAAGGGACAGGUAUUAUGCAGACUCUGGCCAGGAAGCAUUUAUAUUGCUUGGUCAACUGAAUUAUACAUCUGAAUUGAAAAAUAUUCACAAACUUGUCAAAAACUUGCGAAAACAAAAAGAUGUGGUGAAAGAUGUCAACACUUGGUAUGAAGACUUCCGACGUUACGUCAAUCACCACUUUGAGAAAGAUGUCCCCAACAAUGAACUUUCGGAGGAAGAUUUUAGUCUUCUGAUUGGUAAAUUCUUAUUCAGUCCAAAAGGAGGAAAAUUCCAGAAAAACUUUAGAUUUUCCGGGAAGUUGGAGUGUGGAGAAAAAGCACCACCUGUCACUAUUUCCACCCUAGACUUCAAGUUUCGCUUGUUCAGUGGCCCUGAGGAAGCCAUUCCUGCCAUGAACCGAAUAAAGGAUAUGGUUCGCAACAGCAACAUAUCGUCUGGAGAUGGGUUCAAGACAGUUUGGUCCAAAGCCUUUGCCACAUGGACAACAGAUGAGGUUAUACAACAUGAACUGUAUAGAAACUUGACUCUCUCCGUAAUCUGUGUAAUGGCAACAACAACUCUCCUGAUUCUAAACAUCUCUGCCUGCUUUUGGAUCUUUAUUUGUGUUCUCUUGACUUUGGUAGACAUUUGUGGAAUGAUGUUCUACUGGGGCCUAACUGUGGACAUAGUGUCUUGUAUAGCCCUAGUGUUGGGUGUGGGACUGUGUAUUGAUUACGCAGCUCACGUAGGACAGACGUUCCUUUACGCUCAAGGUUCUCGUCACCAACGAGCGCUACACUCAGUCAACACCAUUGGUGCAGCAGUACUCAACGGUGGACUGUCCACGCUCCUUGCACUAUCCAUGCUCUCUCUAUCUGAUGCCUACAUAUUCCAGGCGUUCUUUAAGAUAUUUUUCCUGGUGGUGACGAUUGGGUUGUUUCACGGCAUCGUAUUUCUUCCUGUUAUCCUAAGCUUGGUUGGUCCAGACGCUCACAGAUCCCUCCUAGAACAUGGCUUGCCUGUGAAUGAUGACGAGAGGCAUUCAGUUGAUAAGGAAGAAGAAAUGGUCUGUCUUAAUGGUGAUAAAAAUACAACAGAAGUUGUUAAGGAUAGCAAUAAAAAUAACAAGUGUUCUUACUAGUACCUAUGUGAUAUGUUGGCUCAACGAUAAUAAAUAUGUAUUUAGAGAGUUUUCUCAAGAGCAAUUUUUUUUUACAUUAUCUUUUUUUUACUUUAAGGUUAGAAUAUUUUGUUUCUGUUCAUGUUUGUCCAGUGUUUAAAUCAUUUGUAUAAAUAUCCCACUAUAAUCAAUAAUCAGCAAUUUAAAGCUACAUACGAGUUUUUGGCAAAAUGGCCAAACAAAUUUAGUUUAGUCCAACAUAACAACAGUUGAGUUCAAACCCUAAAAUAUAAAGAGGAUAGCAAUAAUAUCCCAACUAUAAAAAUGAAUGAACUUCAAAGAAAGGUGUUUAACCCUAUGUCAGAUUUAUUUCAAGCUAACCUGUUUUUUAGAAAUACUCUUUUGUUUGAAUAGUGCCUUGUUUUAGUGCCUUUGUUGUAAGGCCUGCAAACUUUGCCUACUCAAAUAAUGCUAUCAAUAUAAUAUUUUUAAACAAAUUCACAAUCUUGUAAAACCAGAUGAAGUCUCCUGUCCUCUCCAACCCAACACAUUUUCCCAAUUUGUAUACAUAACUGUUUAAAAAGUAACAACCUGUUUUAAGUGUUUUUAAAGUAAGGGCCGUUUUUGCAUAUAAAUCCGUAAUGCGCUUGUACUUUGCAAUGAAGCUUCUCGCCACUUAAUGGCAUCAUUCAUGAACAAAAUGACACCAUUUGCAGGUCUGUAGCUAAUGUGUACGCUUUGGUCUGUGUUUUUAUUAUUUUUUAUUACUGAAUCUCCUUCCACAUGCGAGAUUAGGUCAGUAAUACGCUUUUGACUACAAGAAACAUAUCCAAUGCUGACAUUCAUCUCCAGAUGUCUGAAGUUUAUAACUCUAUUGCAAUGAUAGUGGGGUAAGUGAGGAAAUAGGCUAGGGAGUUUGAAAAUGUUAAUUGCGGAAGGAAUCAUGUUUUUGGAGGUUUGGGUACACAGAUUUCUCACAAAGACCACAAAGGAAAAAGGAUUUCACAGCCAUUUGUAUACUCCAUCCAUAACCCAUUUCCACUCUUUACCCUCACUUAUUGCAUUAGGGCCACGCCUUCAGUCAUCUGGCAAUGAAUGUUAGCAUCAAUAUGUUUCAUCUUCAUGGAUAUGUUUCUUGUAUGUUAAAUGUAUUACUGACUAUUUCUCACACACUGCGGAAAAUUCUGUAGUUUAAAAACACACUACGUACAUGUCAGCUGCAGAGCUGCAAAAGGUGUCAUUCUAUUCUCAAAUGAUGGCAGUAAGUGGCGAGGAGACUCAAUGUGAUGUACAAGCUAAUUACGGAUUUAUAUGCAAAAACUACCCUUAUUUAAAAAUCCGCCCUCGUACAUAAUAUGUAGAGUUAGCCAAUUCUCCUUGCCUAUUUAAAAUUAACCCCUCAUGAAUAAAAUACUCCAACAGUGUUUAGUGUUCUAGCCAAUAGUUCCUAGUUCAUAGCAUAGUGUGAUCCUUUGUAUUUUAAAAUCUGUUUGUAAGCAAUAUGUAAAUAAUGAUAGAAUUGAACACACGUUUUUAUUCAGUGAUGUAGUCGUACAUUUUCUAGUUUGGGGAUGGUCACCAAGUGACCAAGAUUGCUGCAAAAUACUUUGCUUACAAAGAUUCCUGUCCCACUACAUCACUGUUUUUAUUGCCUUAGGGUUCUUAAAAGGGCAUGUUUCCACUUGAUAAAGGAGAUUGUUUCCCCUUUAAUGACAAUUUUAUUAUUUUAUUUUGUUAUUUGUCAGUUUGUUUUUACUAUUUGAAAGGCAUAACAAAUUCACAUGGUAUUUUUAACAUAAACAAAACAUUUAAGAAUGUUUCAAAAAUACAUUUGUCAACAGUAAGUUAUCAGAGUUUUGAUGGCAGAGCAUGAGGGACAUUUUGCUUGCUAGAAUUAGUUUGCAAAACAGCUGAUUUUUCAAAAUGUUACUUUCCUCACUAUCCUCGCAAUUUGCAGGAGCGAGGAAAAGUAGUGGCGAAUUUCUUUUCCUGAACUGACAACUGUAGAAAGCAAAAUUUAGGUUUAGUUUUUUUGAUUCAAUUACAAUCAACAGCAAAUGGGCUGCACUGUGUUAGAUAAAAUUAACCUAAUGCUUGCAUGUAAAGUGUUAUAAAUAAUUAUAAAAUAUUAUGUUUUUGUUUAGAAAUAUAGUUAUUUUUAAUUCAUAAAGAUGAUUAUUUCAAUGAAUAUUUAAAUGGAGUGUUUUUUGUUUGCCAAAUGUUUAGGUUAGCAAUAACAUUGUUUCUAUCCCAUCACCACAGAAAUGCUAAACUCACUGUUGUAAGCACAUUUUUGAGUACCUUACAUGAUUAUUUUUCAGUUGUCACACUGAACAGUUGUCACAUCCUGUACCAAAACCUUAAACAAAAUAAAAUAUGCUACUCGAGUUUAAACUGUCUUUUGUAAACUCUAUAGAGUUGGUGGUUUUAAAAAGUGCCACUAUGCACACAAUUUGUACAAAUAAGUAACUAGUUUAUGUCUUCAAACAGAUUCACAUAAACAUUGGUCACUGUCACAACAUUAUUAUAAGUACUAUAAGGUUUUUUUCUGUAAGUUAAUCCCUACUUUUUUAUUUUAAAUAUUGUAUUGUACAAUAUUUGUCAAUGUACUCGUAAAGUCGUAAACAUAGGCUAACUUAUGUAUCUCAUGUUAUACACAAUACUCAAUGUUGUACUCGUGUUUUAUCAUAUAAUAUUACUUUAUUGUACAAACAUCAAGUAUUAUAACAGAGUCAAACUACAUUUUAUUAUUACAAAAGAGUAUUAAAGGAUUAUCCAAGAGUGAUUUAUAAACAAUUGCCAUAUAACUCAUUAAAAUAAUAGAUUUUUCGGUCACUAAUGCAUUAAGUCGUUAGUGCAGUGUACUAUCUUCUUCAUGGAAGUGCAACCAUAUUCAAAGGUUUUUUUUUAAUAAGGAAUGUACUUUAUUUGUAUUGUAAAUUGUAGGGGUGUGCGAAUACAUGACUUGUCUCAACAACAUUUGCUUUGAGGAAAAACGAAUGCAUGAACAAAGUAGGAUCAUGAUAGCGUUGUUUUUAAUUAUGACACAAAUUAAAUGUAUUUUUACUUAGUUUCAAUAAAAGCUUGUCUCUAACUUUGAGCUUUUUCAAAAUGCCUCGAGCCGAGCCAAAUAAUGGAAAGCUCUAACAAAAACCUUGAAGUUCAAGUACUCGCUCACCCCUAGUAUGUUGUAAUAUUAAGUCUUUCUAGAAUUUUGGGAGCCACAAAACUUAAAUAUAAACUUCAAUAACUACAUAUACAAUUUGUUAAGCUUAAAAUUACUUUUUAUCAUUCAUAAAAAUAGUAUUUUUUUAUAAUAAUACAAUUAACUUCUUUUACUAAAAGUAUAGUUUUCGACACUCACAGACUAAUUUCAACACAGUUGCUGUUAUGUUUAUAUCAGUUUUAUGUUUCCCUUUUGUCCAAAGUGUUAGAAAUUUCAGUGAUGUUCCUUUAUAAACGAUCUCACUUUGUCCUAUAAAACUCUCUGUAAAUAUUAAUACUAAUCACACCAUGACAUGACCAUGACUUACCCACAAAUAAUACCACGAGAAGAACUUUAAAUAUUUUGUCUAGAAGCAAAAAAUACCCAUUUAUUUGUUAAAGAAUAAAGACUAUGAUUUGCAAAGGGCUUGCCUUAGUAUUGCUAAGGUAAAGCCUUACAAUAGCAAUUAUAUACAUUGUGGCUAAAAAGUAACUUUCACCCCCCUGAACUUUUUAACUAUUUGAGAUAUUUGAAACAAGGGGCUACAAUAAUUGUGUUCAAUUUUGAAAAUUUUUCCCUUAGGGGUAGUGGUGGUGGGGGGUAGCUCAAAAUUUUCAAAUAGAAAGUAUGGUCGAGUUUGGUAUCAUUUUAAAAAACUAAACAAUUAUCAUAAAGAAAAAAUAAAUCGGACCACUAAUAACAUAAUGGCAGUUAAAAAUUACUUUUAAUAGUCAUUGCCUUAAUAAUUUGUAGCUGUCACUUUGUUAUUAGUUGUCAGAUUUCUAUUCUCUUUGUUUUGUCAAGACCUGUAAAAUUAUCCCAAACUCGAUCAUACUUGCCAUUUGAAAAUUUGGAGCUAUCCCCUGCCGCCACUACCCCUAAGGGCAAAAUUUUGAAAACUAACCAUCAUAUCCAAGAAGGUUGCUGCAAACCAAUUUUAAAUAUCUCAAAUGGUUGAAAAGUUAAUGGGUGGCGCAAGUUAAAUAUCAGCCACCCUGUAUAAGCAAUACAGAGGCUAAAAUUAUUGAUGACUAUGAUUUUAUCAAUGUUUUGCUUUUUGUUAGGUAUGUUUUAAGUGUGACAUAUAGUUCUCUAAUAUUAAGUUCUGAAAUGUAUACUAUAGAAAUAGUUACGUAGCCCACCAAUACAUAGUAUGUUGUAUCGGAUAUUUAAAUAUUUACUUAUAUUUUUUCAUAAAAUAACCACCACUUGUUAAUUAAUAGUUCCUAAAAUUAUUUUGUUAUGGCCUACCCAACAAUAUAUGAGUAAAUCUAAAUACAAUUAGAGAUGUUUUCAGAUAUGUAUGGCAGUAUAGCUGCUCAUGUUACUGUUAGAUAGUCCAAAACAAAUAAACACUCAAAACUAAAAUGAAAAUAUUACCUUUCUUGCCAAUAUUAAUUUAGAAAUACAUUUAUCUUUCUGUUGAAUAUUGAAAUUGUUGUACCUAUGAGUUUUAAUAAAUAUAUAUUUUUACAAAUUA